AUGGAACUGAUUGGCAACAAGCAGCGGCGCCGUGAGGAGGCGGGAGAGUCAGGCAGGGAGUCGUCGGCAGAGGCGCUGCUCUCCGGGGAAACCCGUCUGUACCAGAAGCACUUCCCCGGGGUGCUGAGGAAAUAUGCAUACCGCUUUGAUGGGUCGGGCAAUUACUCGGACAAGGACUGGGAUCUGGAGGAAGGCCAGGGGAGCGAGUUCUGCUGGUACCACGUGGAGCUCCCCAAGGGGGACCAGAAGCUAAGCAAGAACGCUCAGUACCUCAUCGACGUUCUCUGCCCUCCGCUGAAGCUCCACGAAAUCCUCGCUCUGGUGAGCAACGGGCCCUACUGCGGGCAAGUCGACCGCGCCCUCGUCUUCAGGGUGAACUCCCCGGGCCCGUCGGCGAGCGACUUCACCCUCCGGUUCGCCGUGAGGGUCACGGGGAGAUCGGUGAUCACCGUCUCCCUGGGGCGCAUCCCCAGGAUGGGCUUCUCCAGGUACCGCCUCCCCCUCCUCAACGACGUGCCCAUGGUAGGGAGCGGCGGCGGCGGCGGCGCCGCCUCCUCUUUCGCCGGCAGAGACCAGGCCAACGGCGUGGGUACAGUGAUCGACGAGCACCUCCUCGAGUUCCUGCUGAGGAUGGAUCACUCGGAAGAGGCCGACAACCCCGUGCCGGCGACCGUGUCCAACCUCGUCGUGCACAUCAUCGACACCUACGUCGACCACGUCCACGACAUCAUCACCAACCUCGAGAUGGAGCUGGACGCGGUGGAGCUCGAGCUGGAUAAAGGUGACCAUCCCGAAACCUCUGCUUCUGCCUAGACCCGUCUGCCUCCAGCGGCGCCCGUCUGUCCCGUUCGACCCCGCCGGAGAGUCCCUGCUCUUCCAAGCAUAGGAUUUUCCUUCUGGCGGCGGCAGCAGGGACCUCCUCUCUUCAUAUUCUGCCGGGAGAGUCGUCCAGCAGUUGUUGAUACCUCGUUCCAAGGUCUGGGGGGUGGGGAUUUCAGGUGCUUUUGGGCCAUAAUUAAUCACCGGGAGAUCACAGCAUUGCGCGCCACUGUCUCCUCCUUGCUCAUCCGAGUUUUACAUCACCAGCCCUUCCUCCAAAUUCCGGUAAGGUGAUCGGUCAUUUUGUGAUGAACUCCGGGUUUAUCCUCAGAUCAAUGGGGUCCUCCCCGUCCUCACUUUCAAAACUCGUCAAAAAUUUGUUUCCAUCGCAGGGUGACUGGCUACUGAAACACUCACCAUUCUUACCUCCUCCUUCUCGCUCCCUUGGUUUUCCGGGCCUCCGCAACAGACCUCAGACGGAAGAUCUUUGCAAUAUUACUGCUUAGGCAGAUUUUCUGGCGUGAUGGUUCUUGAUGAUAAUGACGCUCUGCACCCGCAUUCGGUCGGACUUCUUCUCCCUCCCUUCUUGGGUUCAGCCUUAGAAUCGGUGCGUCGCCUACAUUACAUCAAAUCCUUGCUUUUCCCCUCCCCUCUCCUCCCCUCCCCCGUGGAACGGAGUCUGCCUGCCUGUUGGAGGUGACCCGGCUGGGAUGGUGAGGGCGGGCUCCCACGUCUUCUUCUUCUCCAUCUCGGAUUUCCGCGGCUCUGAACGAUAUUUCUACCUUGCAAUGCUUCCUGAGAUCCCCCCGAUCACCUGUCCCUCCCGAGGUUGUUGAUUACUUCUCUCGCAGGCGGCUUUACGGCGAAGAAGCAGAUGAUGGACGACCGGCGAUUUCCCAAGAUGCAUCUGAAUCUGCAGCGUCUCCUGCAGGUGAUUCCAGAAGCCGAAACCAGGAAAAGAUUCGAAACCCUGCGGGGGAGCAAAACAGGACGCGACAAUUCCUUCACAUCCGGAGAGUUUACCUGCGCAGGUGGUUGCCCACGGAGAGCAGGUCUUCCCUCGAGUGAAGGAAAAGUUGGCGAACAAGAGCUGGUUUGCAUCCGAGGACACCCUCUCUCUGGAGGAGCUCAUCGGCCGGCUCCGGCGGCUGAAGGAGAACGUCGGCUUCAUUGUGAACCGGGUCACCGCGAUCCAGGCCGGCCUCGACAGCUGGCAGGCGGAGCAGAUCAAUCGGAAGCUCUACUACCUCUCGUUCCUGUCGAUGAUCUUCCUUCCCCUGUCCAUAGUCACCGGCAGUAAGUCCCUCCUCCCACGCCCAUUCAUUCCUUCCCAUACUCGCUUCGGUUCCCGGGAAAGAAGAGCCGGAGGACGCUGUCUGACAGAGACUCGCUCGCUCGCUCUUAUUCCCCUCCUCUCUUGGGUGCAGUCUUCGGGAUGAAUGUCGGCGGCGUUCCGUGGACGGCGCAGAGGGCCCCUUCUCUGGACAACGGCUUCCGCAACGUCCUGCUGAUCUGCGCGGGGAUACUGCUGUUCCUCCUCGUCUGCUUCACCUUCCCCGCCCUCUACGCCCGCAUCUCGGCCUGGAAGCGGCGGCGGGCGCUCAAGAGGAACUUGUCUCUGAACCGCAAGUCCUUCCUGAAGAGAGGCGCCAACGGGAGCCCCUCCGAGGGCAGAGGCUACGUCCGGAUCUGA
This is a messenger RNA of Spirodela intermedia, 2512 nucleotides long. Lineage: Eukaryota; Viridiplantae; Streptophyta; Magnoliopsida; Alismatales; Araceae. The record is from the annotation of a GenBank genome assembly.